This is a messenger RNA of Thrips palmi, 2242 nucleotides long. Its product is annotated as protein atonal homolog 8-like. Gene Ontology annotation, molecular function: DNA-binding transcription factor activity; protein dimerization activity. The record is from RefSeq and is a predicted model, not a curated record. Bases 324 to 911 code for a protein of 195 amino acids. NCBI's taxonomy places the organism in Eukaryota, Metazoa, Arthropoda, Insecta, Thysanoptera, Thripidae. The transcript has 3 exons.
CUCGUCUUGGACUUGUCUUCACACUCCACUCUCCGCCGCCACCGCACUACCGCGCCUCUCGCCACUUCACUCGCCGCUGGUCCUGCCGCGCGGAAGGACGCUCCGUCGCGUCGUCGCGUUGCACUGUCCGUCCGCGAGACGAGCUUCGCGUCGGCACCCCCGCGGACAGCACGUGUGUGUGUGUGUAUGUGUGUGUGCACGCAGUGACGCGACCAACAGCCUUGAAGCGCUGUGCAACAGUGUGUGUGCCCGUUUUGGAUAACACCGCCGAAGCCGAAUCACCUGCUGCAGUAUGAGAUAAUCUGCCCCGGCUUUCAACGCUCAUGCUGGCAAAGAUGUCGCUGUGUUCGGCCGAGGAGGACGGCGGCUCCCUGGACGUGGAGGACCACGACGACCUGCACUCGCCGACGGACGUGAGCGAGGACUCGGUGGAGGUGCGCGUCAAGCCGAUCGUGAUCCCCGCCGCGAAGGCGUCCGCCAAGGCGGCCCUGGCCGCGGCCAAGCGCAAGCAGCCGGCGCAGGACGGCCGCGGCGCCGAGAAGGGCUUUUCUGGCGCCCCCAGCGGGCCGAGCGGGGCCGGCCAGCACAGCCAGCACAGCCAGCAGCGGAACUACAAGAACAUGACGCGCGAGAGGCGCAUCGAGGCGAACGCCCGCGAGCGCACCCGGGUGCACACCAUCAGCGCGGCCUUCGACACGCUGCGCCGCUCCGUGCCCGCCUACUCGCACAGCCAGAAGCUGUCCAAGCUGUCCGUGCUGCGCAUCGCCUGCUCCUACAUCCUCACCCUGUCCAGGGUGGCCGGCAUGGACUACUCGGAGGACCAGAGCAGCCCUGCGGUCGAGGAGUGCGUAGACCAGGUGACCAGGACCAUCCAGACUGAAGGCAAACUGCGGAGGAAGCGCGACGAGUAGGUCUUGCGUCUUGCGGGCCAGCCCUGCGUCCAGGACCGUCACUAGUGCGCACCCAAGUUUGCCGCCAACUAUUUGUUAAGACUGCUAGCGUAGUCGCACUCUGAUAGUGGGGCGCGGUUGUCUGGUUCUCACCGCUGCUCUUGCAGAGGGAACUUGAAGUCUCUCCGACACCUCACGUGAGUGUCAAAUAGAGAGUACUACAACUUGUUUCCAACUACAGCUUGAAGCAUUUUUAUAGUAUUUAUAUGCUGAGAACAAUAUUUAUUGCUCAUAGUAGUUUCCACCAGAAUGCUCAAAUGUUUCACUAGGGGAAGCAAAUUUAGUGUUUACACCAUUAGAAUAAUAAUGGUACAAAAAACUUCUUGCAAACAAAGUACUGUACCAGAAAUGCCUGACGCGGUCCUUUCAGAUACGGUGUGGACAAGUUUUUCAAAACAUUGAAAUCAAAAUUAUGUUAGUUUAUUUUACCUCAUAAUUACUCAUUAGUAUAUGAAUUCUAGGUCAAAAUGAAAUGCUCAUGACAGCAAUUAGUGCAGCUCAUUCUCCAUUGUGACUAGAAUACAGCUUUUUUAAGCAGACUGACUGGAGUCUUAAUUACAACAUUGUGAUUUGUUCUUGUUUCUCAAUGCUAAUUCGUGUAGGUUUAGCAGCCAUUGCAUGCAUGACAUUUAGGUGUUAAAAUGUAUUGUUUAAAACAAUAAUUUUACCUAGUAGGAGCAUUACAUUUGUGUCUAGAUUCUGAUAUCUCUCUCUUUAUCUCGUUUUGUUUCAAGGAGGAGGAGGAGUUGAGGGAAUGGGAAUUAUUAUUAUUUGGAUUGAACCAUAAAUAUUAAAAUUUUGUCUUGUAUUGGAACAAACCAAAAAUAUUAUUGGUUGCAUAAGAAUGUAUCUUGUUUUCAAAUUGAAAAAUCAGUGUCCCUAAGCUCUCUUUGCCAAGUACUGAGGAAGGUACAGUGCCUAUGUCUAUCAUGGUUCAAUGGCUAUAUUUGUCUCAUUGUUUGUGUGGUGACGCAUUCUGGAUAACAAAUUUUAACCACAUUUGCCUACCGUUAGACAAUUAUAGUGGAGGAGCCACUGAGGAUGUGGGGACUAGUAUGAUGAGACCCUCCUAUACUAGGUAAUACGUUUGUUUCUCUUUGUUGUAUGCUGUGAUUAGAUUGUAAUCCUGAUGUACAAAAUAAAAAAUAAUGGAAGCCUUGCUAAAUUGUUAAAGCAUGGAUUUCGCACAUUGUUUCAAAAGUUAAAUGUUGUUGUAUAAUGUGAGACAUUCACGCUUCCUUUAGAACCUGGCUAUGACAUGUUGUGAUAUUUAUUCCAAAUAUAUGAGUUUA